Seminavis robusta is the source of this 1050-nucleotide messenger RNA. NCBI's taxonomy places the organism in Eukaryota, Bacillariophyta, Bacillariophyceae, Naviculales, Naviculaceae. The record is from the annotation of a GenBank genome assembly.
AUGGGUCUCACAUCUGAAGAUGGGCACAAACUUGGUGACAUUGCUGUGGAGCCUUACUGCAAGUUGAACAAGAAGAACCAAACUCGCUUCAAGGCUCAGAAUUCCAUCAUGGUAGAUGAAGUGAAGAGAAGGAGCAUAGAACUGGGCCACAAGAAGCAAGUUCGCCCCAGCAACUGGAAGCAAGGCCAACUGAAGACUUGGCUCAAUGACAAUCCCAUCAAGGAUGCAUCGGACACAACGUAUUUGCUACGGAUCGAAUCGGUAUUGUGCCAAGCCACCCAAAACAAUUUCUGUGAAGCUGCCACUCAGAAGGAUGCUGAGGCGAAGUCAACUCAGUGGCGAGUGAGAAAACCAUUCCUGCGCAUGAUUGUGGCUGCAUUUGAAGAUGACGUUCGCAAGGCAAUGACAUCUGAAGGCCAAUGCAUGGAACGAGUUGAAUUAGAUGCACGUAACAGCGAAGAACGACCACCAACCUUCUUCGAGGCCUUGGCGAAUAAGUACAAUGAUGACAACUUCAUUGCCAGUACUGAGAUUCUACCUGAACUGCACUUGAACUUCUCUGUGGAGCACGAGAUUUAUCUGAACGAUGUUCCCCAUCCAGUUACUCCUGAUUUCAUCAAGCGCCAGUGGAAUGGCGCUAAGUUGAAACUGAACGAGAUCGUCAACAGCUGGGAAAGAAGCGGUAAUGGCUUUGGUCAAAUAGAUGACACGGAACCGUCUGAAGAACAAGAUUUGACCACUGACAAUUCCAAUCGCCCUUUCGGUCAUGUCAGUGAGGAGCGACUUUUGGCUGGAGAUAACAGGGCAGAGUACUUGCUUGAGCAGCUUGGACACAAGCUUUAUCACCUUUAUCUAUGGCACCUGUCAGACAAGAUGGGCGAACUUGGAAAGGUUGUCACUAGACUGGACCAGAAUAUCGCUGCAAGUGGAGACAAGGUAGCUACAGACACUUCUAAGAAAACAAAGCGCACCAGGAAAGGUGAUGACAGCGACGACUUGAAAGACAUGAGACGUUCUCUUACAAACCCACAGAUGGAACUGUCUUACUAG